GGCAGCACCUAUUGGAGGCCUGUAACCUGCCAGCAACCUAUGACAAAAUGGAAAACCGCAGGAGUGUGAGGAGACCUCAAAGUGGCACAUGGCAGAGUGGGAGCAAUGGGAGGCGGUACAGGGACCCAGGUCACACUGUGGGACCAGCAGCAGCGUGACCAGGCGGUACGGGGGCCAUGGCCGAUUUGGGGCCUGGCGGCACCUAUGGAAGGCCUGUAAUCUGCCAGCAACCUAUGACAAAAUGGAAAACCGCAGGAGUGUGAGGAGACCUCAAAGUGGCACAUGGCAGAGUGUGGAAGCAAUGGGAGGCCGUACAGGGACCCAGGUCACACUGUGGGAUCAG
Staurois parvus is the source of this 343-nucleotide messenger RNA. The record is from the annotation of a GenBank genome assembly. Lineage: Eukaryota; Metazoa; Chordata; Amphibia; Anura; Ranidae.